Messenger RNA from Planococcus citri (citrus mealybug), 1732 nucleotides. Its product is annotated as zinc finger protein 37-like. The transcript has 7 exons. Bases 131 to 1678 code for a protein of 515 amino acids. The record is from RefSeq and is a predicted model, not a curated record. Lineage: Eukaryota; Metazoa; Arthropoda; Insecta; Hemiptera; Pseudococcidae.
ACGAUUGCCGUAUUGUGUAUUAUCAAUAAUGAUGAUAAAAAUGUAACUUCGUCAAUUCUUGCAACAGAUGAACAGAUUACUUUUUUAAACAAGGAAUUCGAUAAAUUUUGUAUUGUAAUUUUAGAAGAAAAUGUCGCGAAAAAGGAAAGAAAUUUGUAUAGAAAAAUCUUUGGAUGAUUAUAUUGACGCAUGUGUCAACAAUAUAAGUUUAUUUGACCGUUUUUCCGAAGAGAAAUCCGAGAAGCGCAGUACAUUGCAAAAUACGAAAUGCAGCUCAGACUUUCAAAGAAACACUACCACCGCCAAUGCUCCUGGUAAACGACUCGGCAGGAAUUUUAAAGAUAUUACGAAUAAUCAGAAAACCAUCCCUCCAAAGACAGCGAAAUUGACAUCGAAGAAAAACUUGAAACUGGGAAAGUGUCAACUGUUCAGGAAAAAUUUUCGAUCCGAAAUUUUCAGAUUGAAAAUACGAUGUUUUCGUCUCGAAGAUGCUUUAGCCAACUUGAGAGAAGAAAUCAAGCAACAGGUUGAAGAGUGCUUCGUUACACGAGCAAAUACUGCCGGAAAUGUUGCGAGAGGUAUUCAAAACUCGACUUCAUCGAUUAACGCUUCUUCAGAAAAUUCGAGGCACAAUCUUUGUAAUUCGGAGGCACGAACUGAUCAACGUUCUGAAGAAGAUGCACUCGUAGAAUCUGCCGAACAAGUUCUCGAAGAUGGUUACACUACGGAUUCGAGCAUGCCUUCCUUACAAAUAUCGAGUGACGAUGACCCGGAUCAUAAUAUAGAAGAAAACCCUGAACAAUUUUCCAAAGAAGUAACACAUGCGAAACAUACUGAUGAAGAUAAUCAUUCUCCAAAUUCGACUAUUCCUCCCUCAGAAAAAAGGAAUGAGACUCGUAACGCAGAUGAGGUGCAAACUCGAAAACGUUCUUCUGAAAAAGCAGGAUACUCAAAACAUGAAGAAAAUGUUAGCCGAGGUCCGAUUACUCGCUCUGCAAAAAAAAGUAAAAAUCUUUCAAGCGUAAAAAAGUCAACGAAAAACUCCAGUAAUGUUUCAAACAAGGUAGUGGUACGAAUGCGGAAUUCAUUUCCCUAUCGCUGCGAUAUCUGUGGUGCAAUGUUUUCCUACAAACGUGAUUGGACAAGACAUCAGCAGCGAGAACAUACGAAGCCGUUUCACUGCCAAGUCUGUGACAAACAGUUUGCUUAUAAAAGCUCCUUAAUUGAACAUGGAUUUUCACAUGAUGAAAAAAAAUGCUACAAAUGCCGCCUUUGUGACACACGAUUCAAGCACAAUUACAGUAAAUUGAGGCACGAAAGCAUGCAUGUGGAUAGAGCUUGUUUCGAGUGCCCUGAUUGCGGAAAAAAGUUUUCCUAUAAACAUAAUCUCAUUACACACCUGAAACUACAUUCCGGUGUGAAACCGUUUUCUUGUCAAACGUGUAGCGAAAGUUUUGCUCAAAAAGGCAAUCUCACUCGGCACCAACAGACGCAUAGUGAAGAUAACCCGUUCAAAUGCCGCAUAUGCAACCAACAAUUUAAGGAUAAAAGCAGUUGCACAACACACGAAAAUAUCCAUGUGGAGGGCCCUCGUUUUGAGUGUGCCCAUUGCGGCAAAAAAUUCACCAGCAAGCUCAACUUAGCCAAUCAUAUAAAUGUACAUUAUAAAUAUCAAUAACUGAGAACUUAUACCUACCUUUCUAAAUUGUGUAAAGAUUCAAAUUUGUUUUCA